Colletotrichum scovillei is the source of this 447-nucleotide messenger RNA. RefSeq lists its product as uncharacterized. The transcript has 4 exons. Bases 1 to 447 code for a protein of 148 amino acids. Gene Ontology annotation, molecular function: heme binding. The record is from RefSeq and is a predicted model, not a curated record. NCBI's taxonomy places the organism in Eukaryota, Fungi, Ascomycota, Sordariomycetes, Glomerellales, Glomerellaceae. Gene Ontology annotation, cellular component: intracellular membrane-bounded organelle; membrane.
AUGCAGGUACUCGGUCGGUCAGAUUUGUCUAAACAUCACGAUGUCGAUAGCCUAUGGGUAUCAAUCCGGGGCAAAGUGUACGAUGUUACCAACUAUGCCGAUGAUCAUCCUGGGGGUAUCGAAGUCUUGAAAGACGUUGCGGGGUCCGACGGCACUGAAAGCUUCGAAUAUGUCGGCCAUUCAGAGGAUGCAUAUAAGACGUUGGAAGAGUUCCAGAUUGGGGUGCUUGUCGACCAUUCUACCUUGCAGGAAGAUGGUAAUGACCUGGGCGCAGUCUGGGAUGCCCAACGAGUUCAGGUUGAGAAGCCUCCAAACUCGAAGCCUAUUUUGGUCUUCGCAAUGACGGCAGCGAUUGGUGCGUCAUUCACGGAAACAUUGGAGUACUACAAGGAAGUCUGGGAGUAUCCCUCAUAUUAUGGCUGCAAAGUCAAUCGAGCGGGUAUCUGA